AGGUGGGUUGUUUAGAUUAAUAGUGCGAAAGAAGAUGAAAAUUGGUGGUUACAUGGGCAUGUCACACAUUAAAAGCACUGUAAGGAGAAAGACAAGUUCUCCCGGGUAUGAAUACUUGCCUUUGACAAAGAUAGAAAGUGUGUGUGUUUGAAAGGCAGGUUUCUGCCUGAACUAGCCAGAGAUCUCCAAAGAAAAACAAGCAGGUUUCUGCAUAAACUAGCCAGAGACCACCAAAGUAAAACAAACUUUCCAGAUCACUGGGGAACAACAUGGGGGAGGGUUUCUGGACCUUAUUCUGCACCAGUUCCGAGUGUUCAAAUGGGUCUGGAAAUGAAUGCAGCUCUGGCAUUCUAGCCAUUAUCGAUCCAAAUUCAUGUAUCAACAAUAUUGUCGUCAUUGCAGUUGAUAUUUUGCUCCUACUCAUCUUGUUAUGUUUCCUUAUGUAUAGAAUAGCAUCAAAGAAGAUUAUAGCACCAUCACAGCCUCAAACGUUCUCUCCAGUAUCAGUUGUGUCAAUCAGUUUCAAUGCAGGUUUGGCAUUGGCCUACUUGGGGUCUGGGAUAUGGACAAUCAUUGAGAAAGUAUAUACGUAUCACAUGGUUUUACCUCUACAUGGAUGGCUAGUAUAUUUUUUUCAAGGGUUUACAUGGUUGGGCCUGGGUUUUACCAUAAACCUCUCAAAACCACACCUUCCGCAUAACGCAAUAAUGAAAUUCUUUUCAAUUUUUGGUUUCUUAAUUGCAGUUUUCCUUUGUGGUUCAUCAAUUUGGGAAUCUAUUCUGGAUGGGGCCUUAUCAGUUCUGAUUGUUUUAAACAUUCUUUGUUUCCCGGGAUCAAUUCUCUUGCUCUUUAGUGCAUUUGAAGGAACAAAUAAUGCAAAAGGUGAUCCAGAAGUCCAUAAUGGUCAUGCUUUCUACACACCUUUGCCAGGUGCAGAACCAGAUAUCACAGGUGAUAUCAGUCCGAAUGACACUGUAACUCCUUUUGCAAAAGCUGGAUUAUUUAGUAAAAUGUCAUUUUGGUGGUUGAAUCCAUUAAUGAAGAAAGGUAAGGAAAAGAUCCUUGAGAAUGAAGAUAUUCCACAAUUGCGAGAAGCUGAUCGAGCACGAACAUUGCACUCAAUAUUCAGGGAGCAAUUGCAUAAAAGAAAGGAAAGUCAUCCGUCUAGUGACCCUUCUAUUCUGACCAUAAUUUUUUUCUGCCAGUGGAAAGCAAUUUUGGUUUCAGGGUUCUUUGCACUCCUCAAGAUUCUCGCAAUGACUGCCUCCCCACUGUUUCUCAUAGCUUUCAUUAAGGUUGUUGAUGGCGAUGCAGCUUUUAAAUAUGAGGUUUAUGCACUGACUGCUGGUCUGUUCGUUGUGAAAAUCGUGGAGUCACUGUCAGAGAGGCAAUGGUUCUUUAGAACUAGACUUAUUGGACUCCAGGUAAGAUCAUUGAUAUCUGCAGCGGUUUAUCAGAAGCAACUAAGACUCUCAAAUGCUGCCAAGACGACUCAUUCUCCUGGUGAGAUAGUGAACUAUGUAACAGUGGAUGCUUACAGAAUCGGUGAAUUUCCUUACUGGUUUCAUCAGAUAUGGUCCACAAACCUUCAAUUGUGUCUCUCACUACUUAUUAUUUACUUCUCUGUUGGGGCAGCAACUCUUGCAGCUCUAACUGUUCUCAUAUUGACUAUGGUGGUAAGCUCUCCAUUGGCGAAGUUGCAGCAUGAGUACCAAACAAAGUUCAUGAUUGCACAAAACAAGAGGUUGAGGGCCAUUACAGAAGCACUAUCAAAUAUGAAAAUCUUGAAGCUGUAUUCUUGGGAGACAAAUUUCAAGAAAGUCAUAGAAGGUUUUAGAGCAGAAGAACUCAAAUGGAUAGCUAAAGUACUGUCACAAAAGGGAUAUUGUAAUGCUUUAUUCUGGACGGCUCCUGUUUUGGCAGCAGCUGUCACCUUUUGGACAUGUUACUUCCUGGGAUUUACACUCACAGCUAGCAAUGUUUUCACGUUUCUAGCAACUUUGCGUAUACUUCAGGAGCCAAUUAGGCUAAUCCCAGACGUCUUUGGAGCAUUUAUUGAAGCAAAGGUUUCAUUUUCUCGGAUUGUGAAGUUUCUUGAUGCCCCAGAGUUGGAGAACAGACAUACAAGGAAACAGAGCUGUGACAGGGAGGUUGAGCAUUCAAUUUUCAUUAGAGCCUCUGAAAUUUCAUGGGAUAUAGAAGCUACAAGGGCCACAUUGAGGGACAUUAAUUUAGUGGUUAAGCAAGGAGAAAAAGUAGCUAUUUGUGGAGAGGUUGGCUCAGGAAAAUCAACCCUUUUAGCUGGAAUUCUUGGAGAGGUUCCACGCAUCAAUGGCAUUGUUCAAGUAUAUGGCACGAUAGCAUAUGUCUCUCAGUCUGCAUGGAUCCAAACAGGAACUAUACAAGAUAAUAUUCUGUUUGGGACUCCCAUGGAUCAUGUUAGAUACCAAGAAACUCUUGAGAAGUGUUCUCUCAUAAAGGACCUCAAUAUUCUUCCAUUCGGCGAUCUCACUCAGAUAGGAGAAAGAGGUGUCAAUCUAAGUGGUGGCCAGAAACAGCGCAUUCAACUUGCACGUGCAUUGUAUCAAAAUGCUGAAGUCUACUUAUUGGAUGAUCCUUUCAGUGCUGUUGAUGCUCAUACUGCCAUAAGCCUGUUCAAUGAAUAUGUCAUGGGAGCUCUGGCAGAGAAGACAGUGUUGCUUGUUACACACCAAGUCGACUUCCUUCCAGCUUUUAAUUCAAUAUUGUUGAUGUCUUGGGGAAAAAUUUCAAGAGCAGCUCCUUUCGACGAGUUACUGGCUUCUUGUCAAGAGUUCCAAGACCUUGUCAAUGCACAUAAUGACACUGCUGGUUCCGGGAGGCAAGUUCAAUAUGCUUCUACUAGGAAACAGAAAUUGGCUGCAGAGGAGAUUGAGAAAGAAAGAACAGAGGUAGAGCUAAAAGAAUCUUCAGGAGAUCAAUUGAUUAAGAAAGAAGAGAGAGAAACAGGAGACACAGGGUUCAAGCCAUACAUUCAGUAUUUGAAGCAUAGCAGGGGCUUUUUGCAUUUCUCCUUAUCAGUUCUUUUCUUGUUUCUGUUCAUUGUUGGGCAAUUAAUUCAGAAUUAUUGGUUGGCUUUGAAUCUUCAGGACUAUAGCGUGUCCAGAGUCAAACUCUUCACAGUUUAUUCUGUGAUCUUCUGUAUAAUGUCAUUCUUUUUGCUUCUUCGAUCUUUUAUGAUAGUUGAUUUAGGAUGUGGAGCUUCAGAAUCUAUUUUCUCUGCACUACUGAACUCUCUUUUCCGAGCACCAAUGCUGUUUUAUGAUUCAACACCUGUGGGGAGGAUACUUAGUCGGGUAUCUACUGAUAUGAAUAUCAUCGACCUUGAAGUAGGUUUAAAGUUGGCAUUUGCUGCUGGGGCGAUUGUUAGCGCCUACAGCAUAUUUUUGGUAUUGGUUGUUCUUGCUUGGCCACUCGUGUUUCUGAUUGCACCUACAAUUUAUCUUACUUAUCUGUUUCAGAAUUACUACUUUGCUUCUGCAAAAGAGUUAAUGCGAAUGAAUGGCACGACUAAGUCUGCGAUUGCAAGCCAACUUUCUGAAUCUAUUGCUGGAGCAAUGACAAUCAGAGCUUUUGGAGAGGAGAAACGAUUCUAUUCAAAAAACUUGGAAUUUAUUGAUGCAAAUUCUAGUGCUGACUUCAAUAGUUUCUCAACAAAUGAGUGGUUAACCGAACGUCUGGAAUUUCUGUGUGCUAUUGUUCUCUCAGCCUCAGCCAUUGCCAUUACUUGGAUAGAUGCUUCUUCCUCUGGAUUUGUUGGGAUGACACUAUCAUAUGGUCUCUCAUUAAAUGUAUUCCUCGUAACUUCUGUCCAACUUCAGUGCAUGAUAGGAAAUUCAAUUGUUUCUGUUGAAAGGGUAGAACAAUACAUGCAUAUUACCAGUGAAUCUGCACAAAUAAUAGAAGAAAACCGACCCGCACACAAUUGGCCUGUUGUUGGUAAAGUGGAAAUAUGUGACUUAAAGGUCAGAUAUAGGCCAAAUUCUCCUUUGGUUCUUCGUGGGAUAAAUUGCAUAAUUGAAGGAGGGUACAAAGUUGGAAUCGUUGGCCGGACUGGAAGUGGAAAGACAACUCUUAUCAGCGUUUUGUUUCGUCUGGUAGAGCCUACAGGGGGAAAAGUCAUUAUAGAUGAUUAUGACAUUUGUACCAUUGGUCUUCAUGAUUUAAGAUCACGUUUGGGGAUCAUCCCACAAGAGCCAACGUUAUUCGGUGGCUCUGUGAGAUUCAACCUUGACCCCUUAUCAGAGCAUACUGAUCUUGAAAUAUGGGAGGUUCUUGAGAAAUGCCAGUUACGAAAGGCCAUUGAAGAGAAAGAAGAGGGUCUGGACACCUUUGUUGUGCAAGAUGGAACAAACUGGAGCACGGGGCAGCGUCAACUAUUUUGUUUGGGACGUGCUUUACUGAAGAGGAGCCGAAUACUAGUGCUGGAUGAAGCCACUGCAUCAAUGGACAAUGCAACAGACUCUAUUCUCCAGAAAACUAUAAGAAAGGAAUUUGCAGACUGCACUGUAAUAACAGUGGCCCAUAGGAUACCAACCGUGAUGGACUGCACUAAAGUUCUUGCUAUAAGUGAUGGGCUAUUAGUAGAGUAUGAUGAGCCAGUGAAGCUGAUGAACAAUGAGGGGUCACUGUUUGGGCAGCUUGUGAAGGAAUACUGGUCGCGUUCUGCCAAUGCUGCCAUCCAUUCAGAAGAUUGAUAGCGAAAGGAGAUACCUCUGGUACAGCUAGCACCAUAUCCGGCUUUAAAUUUUAAGAUGUCAUCGAGUUUUUGCCCAUUUUUGGUCUAAUGAUGGCACUGAGCUAGAAUUUAAUAAGCUAUUGCAGCAUUCAUUGUUCUUUUUCGUUGGCCAGAAGCAUGCAAGGUACAAACAGGUGUUCAAGAGAUCAUUUUUCCCUCCAAAAUAAUACUAGCUAGUUUCUUCAAA
Messenger RNA from Rosa chinensis, 4964 nucleotides. Its product is annotated as ABC transporter C family member 10. The record is from RefSeq and is a predicted model, not a curated record. Gene Ontology annotation, biological process: transmembrane transport. Bases 270 to 4736 code for a protein of 1488 amino acids. NCBI's taxonomy places the organism in Eukaryota, Viridiplantae, Streptophyta, Magnoliopsida, Rosales, Rosaceae. Gene Ontology annotation, molecular function: ABC-type transporter activity; ATP binding; ATP hydrolysis activity. Gene Ontology annotation, cellular component: plant-type vacuole; vacuolar membrane. The transcript has 13 exons.